CAUUGCAUUGAAAGUGUAGUGGAAAGUGUUCCAUUUUAAAAUAAAACUAAAUUGGACUACUACAUUAUUUGCCGGCAGAGUAUAUACAGAAUAAAUAGGUACCAGAGUCCAUAAAGCGGUCACAAGAAAAACAUUUGAAACUGUGAAUAUUCAUCACCAUGAGAAUACGGACGUUCUGCAAGUUGGUGGAGGUGAGCGAGCUGACGCCGCGCGAGCUGCGCGACGAGGCCGUCGUGCUGGACGGCCAGAACCUCUUCUACAGCUCCUACCGCCGCGCCGGCUUCUCCGCCGCCUUCGGCAUCGAGGCCGACCGCUACGCCGCACACCUCAGCCAAUACCUACAAAUGUUCAAAAAGGCUAACCUCAAAUGCUACUUCCUGUUCAAAGGAGGGCACCAGAACAUGGACAAGCGGCUGAAGAAAGAAAAAGACACCAAUAUCGUCCCUGUACUCAUGAAAGAAACUUACAAACAGGUCUUGAAAGAAAUGGAUUUUGAAUUCGUAAUCUGCGAGUAUGAAAGCAAGAAAGAUAUAGUUGAACUAGCUCAGAAACUCAACUGUCCCAUCAUCAGUUAUGACAUUGAAAAUUGUUUCUCCGGGCUCCAGUAUAUACCUUCUACUACGCUUGAACUUCAAAAUGACACCAUUCACUGUGGCUACUUCCUGUUAAAAACAUUCUUACGAAAAUAUAACUUGACCGCGGACAAACUCGCCGCGUUCAUAGUGUUGACAGAUGAGAAUAUUUUCCCGGAAGGAUUUUUCACAGAAUUCUUUAAAAACAUUAAAGCUCCUCUUGGGCCAUUCAAACGUAAUUUGCAUUUGCUGAGGUGGCUUUCUAAGAGCAGCAAGCAACAGAUCUCAGCUACUAUCUUCAGGUCUGUAUCGGCUGAGGACAAAACUACGUUCAUUGAGGAGGAAGUGAAAGCUCGCGCGCAAAUAGAACGGCGGGAGUGCGGCGGGCUCGGCGCGGCGUGCCUGCUGGACCGCGAGGCGGCCCGCGUGGCGCGCGCCGACCCGUGCUGGUUCGCGAAGGGUGUCGCCGCCGGACAUGUCGUUAUCGACUACGUCAACCUUUAUCGGUCCAAAGUUUUUCUUGGUGCUCCUCCUAUUAGUGGAUUUGAACAAGACAACCCUACGCUUCUGGCUUUGGAUAUCAUAAAGUACGCAUAUGAUUUAUUCACUAAUUUUGAAAACGAUGGUUUUAGUUUUGUAUACGACGUCGGCCAGGAAAAAGAAACUAUUCUCGUUGGAGACACGCAUUCCAUCCGGAAACCGGUAUACGAAGCGGAAGUGUGUGUAUUCGAGAACGGGUGGGAGUCUGUGCGCUCUCUCGGGUUGCUAGAGCACUUUGCGCACGAGACGCUGCAACUGGAGAGCCUGAAACGCCUCGAGAGCGUGCCGCAGGAGACGCGACUGCUGUUGCUGGCGCUGGCGUACUUCUGGCGGCGCAGGCCCUCGGCGCCCGCCGCGCUGUCCUCGGCCGUGCUGCUGGCCUACGUGAUGCUCGACGUCGUUGCCGAAAAGGUUGACAAGAAAAAUCUUCCGAAGUUCCCCUUUGACAGGAAGCCGAUUCUGGAUUCUACGAUUGACAGGGGUGUGGUCACUGAGGCCGACUGCGGGAUCGCGGCCGCUAUUAUGGAAGAGUACGCCUCCACGUCUGAAGGAGACGCGGAGUUGAUUUUGGAUGGGAAGCUGAUUCAUGCGCUGUCGGAAUUCCAGCAGUGCCUGCUGCAGCUGUCGGCACUGAGCGUGCUGUGCGGGGCGGAGCUGCCGGCUCCCAUGUUCGCGCGCACGUACAACGGCACGCUGGCUUACAAAGUGCUGCGCGCUGCGCAGGGCUCCGCGGACCGGCUGCUCUUCCUAGACGAGCUGCUUAGCCCUGCUCCCACCGUCUAUGCUUAUCUCAAUGGCAUUUUAGAGGCUUACGUACAAAUUUUUUAAAUUAUGUUUUAAAUUCAAACGGCAUAUAUCAUUUUUGAUACCUAUUUCAUUUAUCUUAUCAUAUUAAUAUUAGAAUAUUACAUAUUAUAGGUAUUAUUUUAAUAAGCUGAAAUUAGGAACGUUUUAAUCCUAUAUUGCUUACAAUUACAUCACAAAAACUACAAUUUAUAAUUAAUAAAUAUUUUUUUCUACUCCCGUACUCUUAUU
This is a messenger RNA of Leguminivora glycinivorella, 2147 nucleotides long. Its product is annotated as protein asteroid homolog 1-like. The record is from RefSeq and is a predicted model, not a curated record. Lineage: Eukaryota; Metazoa; Arthropoda; Insecta; Lepidoptera; Tortricidae. The transcript is spliced from 2 exons. Bases 159 to 1940 code for a protein of 593 amino acids.